This is a messenger RNA of Stegostoma tigrinum, 2765 nucleotides long. RefSeq names its product late histone H2A.2.2-like. Gene Ontology annotation, cellular component: nucleosome. The transcript has a single exon. Lineage: Eukaryota; Metazoa; Chordata; Chondrichthyes; Orectolobiformes; Stegostomatidae. The record is from RefSeq and is a predicted model, not a curated record. Gene Ontology annotation, molecular function: DNA binding; protein heterodimerization activity; structural constituent of chromatin. Bases 95 to 487 code for a protein of 130 amino acids.
AAUGGCCGCAUCCCUAUUCCUCCCGAAGGUAUAAGAGGGCGGGAUGUGGCCGCAUUGCAGAAUUCUCUGUGAAAGUGUUUGAGAGACUGUGGCGAUGUCUGGGAGAGGAAAGGGCGGUGGCGGGAAAGCUCGGUCGAAGGCGAAGUCCCGGUCGUCCCGGGCUGGGCUGCAGUUCCCGGUGGGCCGUGUUCACAGGCUCCUGAGAAAGGGUAACUAUGCUGAGCGUGUGGGUGCCGGAGCGCCGGUCUAUCUGGCUGCGGUGCUCGAGUACCUGACGGCUGAAAUCCUCGAGCUGGCCGGUAACGCGGCCCGGGACAACAAGAAGACUCGCAUCAUCCCCAGGCACCUCCAGCUGGCCGUGCGCAACGACGAGGAGCUCAACAAGCUGCUGGGAGGGGUGACCAUCGCUCAGGGCGGGGUGCUGCCUAAUAUCCAGGCCGUGCUGCUGCCCAAGAAAACCGCCGCUGGGGGCGCCACUAAAAAGUGAAGGGGCCGUUCUGUAACCUGACAACCAAUGGCUCUUUUCAGAGCCACCCACAAAAUCAGUGCAAAGCAGCUAGACUGUCACUGCUGGUUGAUUAAUUUUCAUAUUAUGUGCAAACAUAAUUCCUUUUAUUUUUUCCCUAACCGAGAUAAAACUGGAGCAGCUACCGGACACGACGAAUAAAGUCUGAGGUUUUACUGCAGGGACAGCGACUUGAAAUAAUAACUCAAAGCGGUAUCCCCAUCAAUACGCUGACGGAACAAAGGACAUGCAAUAAGUCGCCGCAACAAAGAGGCCAUUCGAUACGAAACCGACCCGCCUCAGAGGAUCGAAUGAAUACAUUAGUGGGAGAUUUGGUCGUGCAAUUGAAAUUUUGCCCAACGCAUAAAAAUUGUUUGUAUGUUUUGAUGGGCUUUUCGAUUUGGUAACCUUUUCCCACCACCCUCCUCCGUCAAGCUCCGUUAUAGCUGGCAAUACGCCCAGUGAAGAAAUUUGCCCACGGAGGCGUUUCAAUCGGAAACUUAUAAAAUAUGGGGUGCAAUACUUCAAUUGUGUUAUGAUUUCUGAACAUUUAUGAACCUGAUUGCCCCGAGUUACCUUUUGUCUUUAAUGUGAAUUAGUGUAUCUCAGAACCAACAAAUUUCUCUAACAGAAAUUAUGGGAACUGCAGAUGGUGGAGUAUCCAAGCUGUGUAGCUAGAUGCACACAGCACGCUCAGCAAUAUCCCGACACGUCAGCUUUUCUGCUUCUGAGAUGUUGCUUGACCUGCUGCGUUCCUCCAGAUACACACUUCUGUUGUCUAAGCUUCUGCAACAGCUGUGGCAUUGAAUCACAUCGAUAGCUCGCUGUGGGUUUACAUUAAUUAAAGUUCAUAGUUCCUAACUCCCGCACCAGGCGCUGGAACGGCAGUUUGCGGAUCAGCAGCUCGGUGGAUUUCUGGUAGCGGCGGAUCUCCCGCAGAGCCACCGUGCCGGGCCGGUAGCGAUGAGGCUUCUUCACUCCACCCGUGGCCGGAGCGCUCUUGCGGGCCGCUUUGGUCGCCAGCUGCUUGCGAGGAGCUUUUCCUCCGGUGGAUUUGCGCGCUGUCUGCUUGGUUCUGGCCAUUCUCUUCAACUCUCUGCAACAAACACGCAAGCUGCUGCUGUCACUGCCGAGCCUGCUGCGGCGGUGCCAAUUUAUGGGAAUGGAGAGCCCGCCCUAGAGCUGGGAUUGGAUACAGUCCCGUCCCUCAACCCCUCUGAGAAAUGGGAACUGCAGAUGCUGGAGAAUCCAAGAUAAUAAAGUGUGAAGUUGGAUGAACACAGCAGGCCAAGCAGCAUCUCAGGAGCACAAAAGCUGACGUUUCGGGCCUAGACCAAACAGCUCCGGAAGGUACGGAAAAGGCAAUAAAAUAAUUGUUGAAUUCAGAUUGGUUAACCUGAAAUGACAGUUUGUCAAUUUGAAAAAAGCCCGCCGAUUUUAGGUUAAAUAUUUAAAGGAAAAAUAAUGUCCGACGACGAUAAAAUCUGUACUUUGUGGGAUUUUUUAAAAACCAAACUUACAGUUAACGCGGAAAAGACGCGGGUUCAUUGCCUGAUCUGUCUCUAACAAGCAGGAGUAAAGCGGGGUGUUUUAACAAAGCCCAGAUAAACGAAUCAACCGGCCGCCUACCCCCCGUUAAUGAAUCUAAAAAACACCGCCGAUUUAAGCAUAUUCAAAGCUAACAGGGUACUAAAGCUACACAAUCUCAAUUAAUCGGCUCAUUUUUAUUUCACCCAGAUAUAAAUAGUCCGAAAACUGUCACAGAGGGUAACAAGUCAUUAAAAUAUCUGCAUGCUUCCUUGAAUGAAAACUGAACUGAAUUCCUGGGAGGAAUGAAAUAGAAAAACUGCAAUAUGUAACAUUUAGCAUCAGGGCGAAAUUACAAAUCGAGAUCUGAAAUCCGGCUGCGGCACAGUACACCCUCGCUGUGUGCUGCCUUUCCUGUGCUCAGGUCUCCGUUCUCACUGCUUGAUCUUUCUCUAACAUUGGACACGAAAUUAGUGUAUUUUUGUAAUGGAAUGAGCCAAAAUUAAAAGUCGCGAAAAAUGUGAAAUAACCAGCUGCAGUACACUGUCUCCUCCAUAUGUGCUGCCUUUUCCCAUCCUCGGGUCUCCGCUCUCAAUCGGAGGGUUUGGGUGGCUCUGAAAAGAGCCGUUGGGGUCGCUGGAAAAGGGACGAGUUGCUCAGCCGCCGAAUCCAUACAGCGUGCGGCCCUGGCGUUUCAGAGCGUACACCACAUCCAUGGCAGUCACCGUCUUGC